UAGAUGAUCAACCUUAAAUUUUGAAGUCUCUUCUGACUUCAAAAUCUAUGCAUAUAAAUGAAAAAAGUAAUUAUUCCAAACAUUCAGGACAUUGCUUAUUUUCUUUCAUUUAACAUAACUGUUAUCCCAUGAAAGACUUGCCUACUGGAACUGUAUCUAUUUGGAACUGAGAUUUUUUUUCCCCAAAUUUAUUUGAGGCUUCUAAAUUAUGGGGGUGGCUACUCAACAGAUAAUUGUCAUUUUUUUUCAAGCAGAUAUUCUACAAUGAUCAUUACUUUUAAAUACUCAGACAAUGAUCCAAAGUGAUAACCAAAACCAGAACCGAGAGGAAAUAAUUAAAGAGUUGUGCACUUGUAAUGGAUUAUAUUAUGAGAAAAUUGAUCAAGAGGGACCAGAAACAUCAACACUGGAGAUGUUUUUCUCAGGUUAUCCCAAGAUAGUAGGCAUGUCAUUUUUCCCAAAUUUAACAACUCUCACUCUUGUUGGACAAAGCAUUCACAAGAUUUCAGACCUGGAGUAUUGUCCAUUACUCAAAAACCUAUGGAUUGCUGAAUGUUGCUUAACAAAAAUUGAUGGUCUACAAUACUGCACAAAUUUGGAAAAACUGUACCUAUAUUACAAUGAAAUUUCUACAAUUGAAAAUCUGGAGGCGCUAACAAAGCUGGAGGUUAUUUGGUUGAAUAACAACCAAAUUAAGGUGAUACAGGGAUUGCACACUCUGCAGAAUUUAAAGGAGCUCAAUCUGGCUGGAAACUUAAUAAAUAAAAUUGGAACUUGCUUUGAUCCCAAUGAAAAAUUGGAAAGAUUAAACCUCUCUGGUAAUAGAAUACGUUCCUUCAAGGAACUCACUAAUUUAGCAAGCCUACCUCAUUUAAAAGAUUUGAGUCUGAAUGAUCCUCAGUAUGACCCCAACCCCAUUUGUCUUCUCUGUAAUUAUGCUACACAUGUGCUGUAUCAUAUGCCUCAGCUUCAAAGGCUGGAUACAUAUGAUGUGUCUGAAAAACAAAUCAAGGUCCUGGCAGAGGCUACAGUGAUGAAAAAGAUAAUGUACUAUAAUAUGCGUGUAAAGAGUGUUCAUAGGCAGCUCAAUGAGGAACUUGAAAAGCUAAAAGAAAGAAAAUGGAAACUUCAGAAAUUGCCAGAAGAUCGCAUAAAAUUGUUCAGCUGCAACAUGAAACAUCUGGAACGUGAACUUGCAUUGCUACAGACAUCAAGACAAAUACAGAGCAACAAAUCUAUUAAGAAUAAAAUGCUGGAAAUGGAAAAAUCAAUUGAUGAUAGUGAGAACGCGGAUGAAGUCAGUGAGGAGUCAAAUCUUGAGAGAAAGUUCUUUAUGAAAUUAGAUGCCAUGAGGGAAAGGAUAACAUUCUGGAACAGAAAAUUAGAUGAAAUUGAAAAAAUUUACCAGAUGGAAAUUAAAAAGAAGAAAAGCAAUAACUUAAUUGUGCAGUUUUUGUUGACUGAAUUGGAAACAGUAGGCAAUACUCGCUUUGAAGAAGGCUCACCAAGUGAUUCUUGGUUUAACUCCUGCUAUGAUCUAAUUCUAUCACGAUUUUGUGCCUGGGAUUUCAAAACAUAUGGUAUCACAGGAGUGAAAAUAAAUCGCAUCUUUCGCGUGCACAACCGUAUUCUGAGGAUGAUAUUUGAGGAGAAGUUCCAAAUGUUUUUGGAUAAAGAAGAAGUUUUAAAUGAAACAGAGAAGAUGCUAGAAUGUCUCUUUUAUGUGUUUGACCCACACAUGCCAGUUAAGAAAAAGCAAAUACUACAAGUGCUUGAGGAUGGGUUCCAGGCAGUGGAAGAGCACAAGCUUUUAAGAAGAGACGCUGUCCUCCUCUCUAACAGUCUAAGUGUCUGUGAACGUCCCAGAAUAGAAUUUUUGCUGCAACAAACCAAGGAUGAAUGUAAAAAUAGCAAUGAUCUUGAGGAAUCAUUCAUACAUGGGAAACUCAUAAUUGCAAAAGUUUUUCUUGGACGUAGUGUUCCAGCUCGUGAAAGAGAUCCCAUCCAUCAAAUCAACUAUCCAGGAGCUAAUUCAGUGUUCAGGCCUCAGAAACAUUUACCAAGUGGUACAUCUAGAACUGCUGAGGAAAUGUAUUCUUCCAUGGAGCAUAGAAACUGUGGCUGCCACCAUCGACAGUGUGAGUGGUUUGUGUUUGAUCAUGAGCUGGUCUUGCCUGAAUACUUCGUUGAAUUUGAGUACACUACAUUGGUCAAAGUUCAGUCCCUGUUUUCUACACUCAGCAAUGUAAUUGUAGAAGAAGGAAAGAAAGAUACAGAAGGAUUUAUAUUGUCUGGUGAUUUGCAACAUGAUGAUGAAGUUAUGAACAUGGAGCCUACAGUAAAAGCCAGACCAAAAAUUGUUUGCUUGGAUGAAAAGACAGUGCUUUCAGUUGCUAAGGCUAAUAUUUACAGUCAAAUAGUGGUUCUGAAUUUACAUGGGAACAGCCUGUGCAAACUGCGGGACAUCUCUAGACUGACAGGGCUUCGAAAACUUAUUGUCAGCUUCAAUGAAUUUACUUGUUUAGAUGAUGUUUACCACUUGCCCAAUCUGGAGUAUUUUGAUGCAAGCCACAACCAUGUGAUCACCCUGGAAGGUAUUAGAGGUUUAAGCAAACUGAAGUAUUUAGACCUGAGUUGGAAUCAGCUGAAAAAGACUGGAGAGGAAAUAAGUGUAUUACGUAAACACACUUCAAACUUGCUCAGUCUUGAUAUCAGACAUAACCCAUGGCAUAAGCCAGCCUCGUUGCGUUUGAGUGUCAUUGGCCGAUUAAAGGCUCUUACUCAUUUAGAUGGAGUCCAGAUUACCGAAGCAGAGGUUGCAGCUGCUUUGUGUUUUAUUGCUGGAUCAAAGAUUACUCAGGCAUCUCUCUUAGAACAUUCUAGGACUGAUGAAACUAGGCCACGUGUUCUUAGUGUACAUCCUUAUGCCAAAAUUCUGAGUCAAAUUAGCAAGAACAAGUUGGAUUCACAGACACAUUUCAAUAGCAGCUGGUAUCCUAGGAUCACAGUCUUAAAUCUGGAUGGACAACAUCUCUCCAAAAUUGCCAACUUAGAAAAAUUGGAGAAUUUAAGAUGGGCCUCAUUUAGCAACAAUAAUCUUACUAAAAUUGAAGGACUGGAAUCUUGCCUUAAUCUUGAAGAGCUCACUUUAGAUGGAAACUGCAUCUCAAAUCUAGAAGGAAUUGCAAAACUCACCAAAAUAACGCGACUUAGUGUAAAUAAUAAUCAUCUUACCAGCCUGGAAAGAUGUGUUUUUGAAAACUUGUCUCAUCUUCACUACCUAUCUCUUGAGAGCAACAGAAUUACUUCAUUGAUUGGUUUACAGAAAGCUUACACAUUAAUAGAACUAUACAUCAGCAAUAACUAUGUUUCUGCCUACCACGAGAUAUAUCAUUUAAAGGGUUUAAAUAAUCUGGUCAUGCUGGACAUGUAUGGAAAUCUAAUUGUGUGGAAACAAGAUAACUACCGACUGUCUGUAAUAUUCCAUCUUCCAUCUCUCAAAGCUUUAGAUGGCAUUGCAGUAGAGCCAGCAGACAUUGAGAGUGCUAAAGAUUUAUUUGGCGGCAGACUUACCUGUGAUAUGAUUGCAGAAAGACUAGGACAUUCAGACUUCACUAAAAUGGAAGAAUUAAAUUGGACAACCUCUACGAUCAGAACAGUGGAUCUUGUACCAGCAGACCAGUUUAGAAACAUUUGUAAUGUGAAUUUACAGAACAACAAUCUCACCUCUUUCAGUGGCUUAAUCUUCCUGCCUAAUGUUAAAAUAUUGUGUCUGAACUACAAUCACAUUGAGUCAAUACUACCCAGACAAAAGCCUCAAAAUCAUUUAACAAACAGGCAGCAGCUGUACCAGAAAGUGAUCUCUAGUGGCUAUGGACAGCAAGGACCUUCAAAAGGAAGCAGGGAUGCAGGAUUUGGUGAAAAUCUGCCCCCAAUAAUGCAAAGUUUAGAAGUUCUUCAUUUGGGCUACAAUGGAAUUAAUAACUUGGCCCAACUACAGCUCAGUAGGCUAAAAAAUUUGAAAUUGCUGUUUCUACAGGGUAAUGAAAUCAGUCAAAUCGAAGGACUUGAAGGCCUACCAUUUCUGCAGGAGCUAGUAUUGGAUCAUAACCGUGUUAAAACAAUUACAGAGGGCUCCUUUGCUAGACAGAGCUCCCUUUUGGCGCUUCACCUAGAAGAAAACCGACUGAGAGAACUGAACAAUUUACAGCCGUUAGUAAAAUUACAGAAACUUUUCCUGGGACUUAAUAAAAUUCAGGAAUUGUCUGAACUCGAAAAACUUGAAGUUAUUCCUAGUCUUAAAGAGCUUUCAGUAUAUGGAAAUCCAGUUUCUCGCAAGAUGACCCACCGUCCACUGCUCAUAUUCCGAUUGCCCAGCCUGCAAGUGCUAGAUGGAAUUGCAGUGAACAUGGAGGAGCGGGCAAGAGCUGAGCUUCAUUUAAUAGAACAACAAGGAAUCCCAAUUGCAAAUUCACCUAUGGACUGUGGAUUUUCUGGGUUGCCGAUUACUUUUUCGAAACAGCCUCCCCUACGAGUAACAAAUGUGAAUCUGCUUGAAGGCAUCAACAAUUUAUUUGGAUCUGACCUCGUGUUUCCACAUGUACUUGAGGAUCCUUUACUGAAUGAGGCAAAUAAACAUAAGAAAUCUAAGAACCCAGGAAUGGUGACAAAUAAUCCUCGAAGCAUUCAUGCAGAAAUAGCUCUCAGGCAAGUAAAAGGAGCAACAGCUAAUCUUCUAAACCAGUUGACACAACACGGCACUCUCCGAACUGCACAUUUCCACCAGGGCAGCAGAGAAAAUGGCGGCAGGUUUAAAUUUAGAUUGAAUUCAAGUACAGAGAAGAGUAACUUGGGAUAACUCCAGAUCUGGCUGGCCAAUGCACGUAAACAUCAGAAAAAAUAUAUUGUGCAGCUGGGUAUUUCAAAGGGAAGAAUAAACAAGUUAGAGAAACGGGAAAGAAGAAGCUGACAUUUGAAAAGUAGGUUGGGUAAAUUAUUAGAAGAUAGUUUCUAAUGCAUUUGGAUGAAAGAAUAGAUACAUACGGAUCUUGUAGUCAUACUGCAGUCAGAACAAAUGAAACAUGGUUGGGAGGACUGUGUAUGUAUGACAAGGAUUUCUGAUGUGAGGAUAUAUCAUUUUAUUUUAUUUUCUAAAUGCUGGGCUCCUUUUUAGCUGAAAAAUAGCUUGGUUGCGAUAUUUCCAUACAGUUAAAUAUAGAACAUCAUGUACUUGAGAACUAUUGCUGUUAGAAAGAUGUGCAUUGGUACAUGAUUUUCCCUCUUGAAUCUCAAGCUUCCUUCCAGCCAGUGACAAAGGCAUACAUGUCAGCAGGUAAUAUAGUCCAAUAAAUGGAAAGGCCCACUGCUGCAGCCAAACUGCUGGAACUUUUUGUUUCAGUGAAAAAAUGAAGUAUUAGCUUCUAUUGCGUUUCAGUUAUUGCAUUUUGUUUGUUUGCCAAGUAAGUUUUAUCCUUCUCUUACAUAACCAGAAGCUCAGAGAGACUGUUAAUCGGGGCAUUGCACCUUCUGAUCUGUUCUGUGAACUUGUCUGAAAUCUGUUUUUGGCCUAUCACAGAGAUACAAUAGGAUCUGGAAAUGCCAUUAACCUUUUUCAUUCUCCAUCCUCUAUUGGGCUAAAAAAACCCUCCCUUUUUGGCUACCUUCUUUUUGUGUGUAUUAAACCAAUUUUUACAUGAAUUAACAAUAAGAAUUACAUUCCAGCCAUUUCCAUGCCUGCUUCAUUCAAUCCCUGAUUUUGUCAUCUACAAACAAGACAACAGUCUUCCUAAACCAGAAAUUGUUGUAAAAAUUCAGGCUGGACAGUUGUUUGGACUCUCUCAGCUUGAAAUCUUACCUUCAGUGCACAGAUAAUGCUCGUAUAUGGCUUCUUGGCUACUUACAGAUCUGUCCAUCUAUUUGAAUGGCAUAGUGCUAGCUCACAAGUUACUCAAACCCUUGUCCUUCUGUAUAGAAGCUAAGAAACAUGGUUUGGGACUAACAACCUGUAAUGGGGUGCAUUUACCUCUUGAGCACCUUCUGCUUCUGCAGGAGUGCCAUCUGUUUCCUGUUUCUGGUGCCCCCUGUCAGUUGUCACCUCACUUGGCAGAUCCUUAGUGGCUCAGCCCUCUAGCCAAGUCACAAAGUCCAACAGAGUUGUAAAGAAUCCAAUACAAAUUG
Molecule: messenger RNA, 6177 nt
Organism: Pelodiscus sinensis (Chinese soft-shelled turtle)
Lineage: Eukaryota; Metazoa; Chordata; Testudines; Trionychidae
Source: RefSeq, a predicted model, not a curated record